Messenger RNA from Daucus carota subsp. sativus, 1424 nucleotides. Its product is annotated as SWR1 complex subunit 2-like. NCBI's taxonomy places the organism in Eukaryota, Viridiplantae, Streptophyta, Magnoliopsida, Apiales, Apiaceae. Gene Ontology annotation, biological process: chromatin remodeling; regulation of DNA-templated transcription. The transcript has 12 exons. Gene Ontology annotation, cellular component: nucleus. Gene Ontology annotation, molecular function: ATP-dependent H2AZ histone chaperone activity. The record is from RefSeq and is a predicted model, not a curated record. The coding region runs from base 209 to 1282 and encodes 357 amino acids.
GUGAGACUUUAGGAAAAAAAAAAAAACUAAAUAAUCUAGUGGGACUUGGAGUAAAAGCUUCGAUUACAUCCCGACCCGAACCCGGUUCUAAAUAUCUACCCGCCGGCGACAACUCGCGCCGGAGACGAGAGCGCACAACUCAUACAUACACACAGAUACUUACAUUUAUGUAUAUGAGAUAAACAAAGGUUGUUGUUGUUUGGAAUAUAUGGAGAUGAACAAAGCAGAGCAGCCGGUGUUUCUCGACCGCGCGUCUCGAACAACUAGAGGGAAAAGGUUAACGAAGUUGGUUGAUGAUGAGAUAGAAGAAGAUGAACAGUUCUGGAAUCAGGAUGCUCUCAAAGAGGAAGCAGAAGACACAAACUAUCAGGAAGAAGGAGAAGCUGCAGAUGUUUUUGACAGUGACUUUGAUGAAGAUGAACCUGAUCAAGAUGAAGCAGUAGAAAAUGAACCAGAUGAUAGGGUGCGAUCAAGAAAGCGAUUAGUGUAUCCAGGACAUCCAGCGUCCAAAAAGAAACAGAAAAAGAAAGUUAUCUCUGCUCCACAAAGAGAUCCCAACGAUGAACAAGCGCAUGGUAGAUCUACUGAUUAUAAACCUGAUGAUAUGACUGAAGACUUGGAAGUUGAGAGAAGUGUUAGAAAAUCUACAAGAACCUCAGUCAUUGUAAGGCAAGCUGAAAGGGAUGCAAUACGUGCAGCAGUGCAAGCAACUAUGAAGCCAAUAAAGAGGAAAAAGGAAGGUGAGGAAAAGAGGAUGACCCAAGAAGAGAUGCUUCUGGAAGCUGCUCAGACAGAAAUCAUGAACUUGAGGAAUUUGGAACGUGUGUUAGCAAGGGAAGAAGAAGUUAAAAAAAGAGCAGUUGUGCAUAAAGCAGUUUAUAGUGGUCCUCAGAUACGAUAUCUUUCUAAAGAGGGAUGUUCAUAUUUAGAAUUCAGGAAUGGGGCGUCCUUUCACUCAAAGGUUCCUGCAACACCUGUCCCUUAUUCACAGAAGUCUGUCUGUGCAGUUACUGGACUACCCGCAAAGUACCGUGAUCCAAAAACAGGGCUACCUUAUGCAACAAAAGAAGCCUUUAAGAUCAUUCGUGAAAGGGCUUCACAUGAAAAUAAAAACUUUGGGCGGAAAAACGGCGAAGGGGACCUUUGUGACUUACUAUCUAACCAAGGUUUCUCAAGACAAGGAAAGAGAUCAGUGAUUCCAAAUAGCAAGGACACGUCAAGCUUUCGCUUGGUGGCACGUUUCCGUAGAUUUGCGACUCCAGAUAGCCAAGAUUCAGAGUAGCAGGCUUAUCGAUGAACUUUUUGUAAAUUAGAAACUUCUAGGUCCAACCUCUGUUCUGUAUGUGAUAGUCUGAUACAUGUCAUAUGACAAAUCAUUUAUUUCAUAUUAACUUAACAAAAUUAAUAAAAAUCUUUGUAGUAAA